This is a messenger RNA of Pantherophis guttatus, 3500 nucleotides long. RefSeq names its product myotubularin related protein 2 (gene MTMR2). Gene Ontology annotation, biological process: phosphatidylinositol dephosphorylation. Gene Ontology annotation, cellular component: cytoplasm; membrane. Gene Ontology annotation, molecular function: phosphatidylinositol-3,5-bisphosphate 3-phosphatase activity; phosphatidylinositol-3-phosphate phosphatase activity. NCBI's taxonomy places the organism in Eukaryota, Metazoa, Chordata, Lepidosauria, Squamata, Colubridae. The record is from RefSeq and is a predicted model, not a curated record.
UCCCGCGGCGUUCUGGAGAUGCGGCGGUGGGCAGCCGCCUCCCGAAGGCUUGGAGGAGGGACCGUCGGGCGCGUCGCAGCCUCCCGUCCCUCCUGCGCGCUGCACUGUGGGCGAAAGAUGGCAGCUUCCUCGGCCCCUCUCGGCUCCCCGACGCUGUGACAGGGCGGGCGCCCUUGCUUCCUUUUGGCCCCUUUUGGCCCCUCCGAAGCCGCCGAGAUGGAGAAGUGCUCCAGCUGCGAGAGCCUCGCCUCCAAGCCGGCGCCGCCGGCUACCCGCCAGCCCAGCUCGGAUUCCCUCUCCAGUGCUUCUACCUCUCAUUCGGAUCACUCAGCGCAUACCAAAUCAGCUUCGGUCAUCUCAUCAGAUUCUAUCUCCACCUCUACCGAAAACUUUUCUCCUGAUUUGAGGAUACUCAGAGAAUCUAAUAAAUUAGCUGAAAUGGAAGAGCCCCCUUUGCUACCAGGAGAAACUAUUAAGGACAUGGCAAAAGAUGUUACUCAUAUCUGCCCGUUUACCGGAGGUAUUAGAGGAACGUUGACAGUUACAAAUUACAGACUGUAUUUUAAAAGCAUGGAAAGGAACCCUCCAUUUGUUCUAGAUGGCCCUCUUGGAGUGAUUAACAGAGUAGAGAAAAUUGGAGGAGCUUCUAGUCGUGGUGAAAAUUCAUACGGCCUAGAAAUUGUGUGCAAGGAUGUCCGGAAUCUUCGGUUUGCUCAUAGACCUGAAGGUCGCACGAGAAGAGCCAUAUUUGAGAACUUGACAAAAUACGCAUUUCCUAUGUCCAAUCACUUGCCUCUGUUCGCAUUUGAGUAUAAAGAAGUUUUCCCAGAAAAUGGCUGGAAUGUUUAUGAUCCCAUUUUGGAGUACAGAAGACAGGGAAUUCCUAAUGAAAGUUGGAGAAUGACUAGCCUCAAUGAGCAAUAUGAGCUUUGUGAUACCUAUCCUGCCCUUCUGGUAGUUCCAGCCAAUAUUCCAGAUGAGGAGUUGAAGAAAGUGGCUGCGUUCCGGUCAAGGGGCCGUAUACCUGUCCUAUCAUGGAUUCAUCCAGAAAGCCAAGCCACCAUCACUCGCUCCAGCCAACCAAUGGUUGGAGUCAGUGGCAAGAGGAGCAAAGAAGAUGAAAAGUAUCUUCAGGCUAUCAUGGAUUCCAAUGCCCAGUCCCACAAAAUACUCAUCUUUGAUGCCAGGCCAAGUGUGAAUGCAGUAGCAAACAAGGCUAAAGGAGGAGGUUAUGAAAGUGAGGACGCCUAUCAGAAUGCCGAAUUGGUUUUCCUGGACAUCCACAAUAUCCACGUCAUGAGAGAAUCACUGAGGAAACUGAAAGAGAUUAUAUAUCCUAACAUAGAAGAGACACACUGGCUGUCGAAUUUGGAAUCCACUCAUUGGCUGGAGCAUAUCAAGCUGAUUCUCGCUGGAGCUCUUCGGAUUGCUGACAAGGUGGAAUCAGGGAAGACCUCGGUAAUUGUACAUUGUAGUGACGGUUGGGACCGUACUGCUCAGCUCACCUCUCUGGCCAUGCUCAUGUUAGAUGGUUAUUACAGGACAAUACGAGGCUUCCAAAUGCUGAUAGAGAAAGAAUGGCUGAGUUUCGGGCACAGAUUCCAGCUGAGAGUUGGCCAUGGAGACAAAAACCACGCUGAUGCUGACCGAUCUCCUGUUUUCCUACAAUUUGUGGACUGUGUCUGGCAGAUGACGAGACAGUUUCCCACAGCUUUUGAAUUCAACGAAUUCUUGCUCAUCACCAUCCUUGACCAUCUCUACAGCUGUCUCUUUGGGACCUUCCUGUGUAACAGUGAGCAGCAGAGAGUGAAAGAGGGCCUUUCGGAAAAGACAGUAUCCCUGUGGUCCUACAUCAACAGUCAGCUUGAAGACUUCACCAACCCUCUUUAUGCCUGCUACACCAACCAUGUGUUGUAUCCGGUGGCUAGCAUGCGCCAUUUAGAGCUUUGGGUAGGAUACUACAUCCGGUGGAAUCCUCGAAUGAAACCACAGGAACCGGUACAUAAUCGCUACAAAGAACUCCUGGCAAAACGAGCAGAACUUCAGAAAAAAGUGGAAGAGCUCCAACGAGAAAUCACCAACCGCUCCACUUCCUCCUCGGAGAGGGCCGGUUCCCCUGCGCAGUGUGUUACGCCCGUCCAGACGAUUGUAUGACAUCACGCGCCCCCGUCUUCCAGUGCUCUUCCCCAACGUCUUGACGGGUCCCCUGGCUGGCCUUGAGAGGAGCUGUAACCCAACACAGUGGGAAAGCAACAGGUUGAGGAGAAGCUGGAGCAGGACUCUUUGUUGGUGGCCCCUUUUUCUAAGAAAGAAGCUUUCUUGAGUCUAGACACUGUAUUUAUUAUGGUCUACUUCUCCAGGGUAUUUUAUUACAGCUGUAGCACUACAAGAGGUGGAAUCUUUUUUUUUUUUAAAGAUCUCUUAUAUAAUUAAUUUUCUUGUGGGCUAAUUAAGAGGAAACUAGCUGCAUGGCAUCUCAAGAUCCAACUAUAGGACAUUUGUUAAUGAGUUCAAAAUCUUUAGCAUUGACUUUCGUGGUGGAAUGAUGCACUUAUUAUACAGGGUCUCAUACUUAUUUCAAACCUCAGCCACCUGAAUACAAACAGCGUCACAGGGACUUCUGAUGUAUACGGUGGGCUUUAUUGAUUUUUACCUUGCCCACUUACUUCACUGCUUCACAAAACGCAAAGGAAUUUGCAAGUGGAAAUGCAAGUCAUCGUAGGAAAGAAGAAUAUUCAUUGCAAUCGUGCAUAUCAGAAUUAUGCAUUCUUGGCUUCUGACGCUUAUCAGUGAUAAGACUAUUUUGUGGUGCCUCAUUCUUACAGAAAUAUGACCUCCAAAGAGGGAAAAAAGCAAGAAUUUCAAAACUUAUGAGGUUAAUUGCUCUACACAGGGAUGAGGAAAAAAAUGUGUCGUCCACAUGUUUCUAGUGGCGUUCAUGUAAAGAGGAAAACCUUGAGGCCCUCCAGAUGUGAGAACGCCUGAAAAUCUCAGUAGAUUCAAUAGCUGGAGGAUGUUCAGUUGAGAAAAGGCCAUAGCUAAAGAUGCUAUAUAUUGAAGUCAUACAUCUAGCCAACACCUAGAUUGGGGAAAGGUAACUUAGAAGCAUCUAUGGGAGUAAGCCAAAUGUCGUUUUUUAAUGACCGCGUAAUCCCUUGCAGGGUGGAAUCAUGGCAACUGAAUGAAGCUGAGUGUUUACUGGCCGGAUGCCCUUCCUGGUGCCAGUGCAGUUUUUUUCAGCAGAUACAUUCUCAGUGUCCCCAAAGAGAGAAAUAUCUGCCUCUACCUAGGAUUGAACUCCUGAUUGUGAGGCGAGCGCUCCACCUCUAGGCCACCGUACCACUCAUAUGAGAGUAGGCCAAAUGUAUCCAUCUAUUCUAUCUCUGGGUGCUGUGAUUGGUGGAUCAGGCAAUUAAACCAUACAGCAUGGUAAACAAAUGAGAGCCUUGUUCAUGAAGUGCUGUCAAAAAGGACCCAAAUAUAAACAAUAUUGUUUGCUC